Penaeus chinensis is the source of this 732-nucleotide messenger RNA. RefSeq names its product integumentary mucin C.1-like. Bases 116 to 664 code for a protein of 182 amino acids. The record is from RefSeq and is a predicted model, not a curated record. The transcript has 2 exons. NCBI's taxonomy places the organism in Eukaryota, Metazoa, Arthropoda, Malacostraca, Decapoda, Penaeidae.
UUCCGUCUCACCGAUCCUGCAGAGAUGAAGUACUUGGUGUUUGUGCUCCUGGUGGCUGCCGCUUGCGCUUCUGAGAUUGAGAAGCGAGAGGCGGAGCCAAGUCGUGCUUUAAGCUAUGGCCACGGUGUCCAGCACCACGCCUACUACCCACGCACCUACUACCACCCCUACCACACCUACCACAAAAGGUCCGCCGAGCCUGAGGCUGAAGCCGAACCCUCUUACGGUUCCUACCACUACCGUCCCCAUUCCUACGGCUACCACAACAGUCCCCACAUCCACCACAACUAGAAGAGGUCCGCCGAGCCUGAGGCUGAAGCAGAGCCCUCCUAUGGACCCGUCCACUACUACCGCCCCUAUUCCUACGGCUACCAACCACACCACUACAUUACCUCCGUCCACCACCACCACAAGAGGUCUGCUGACCCCGUUGCUGAGGCUGAAGCUAGUUAUGGCAACAGGUCAUACCACCCCGUGUAUUACCACUCCUACCAAUACACCCCCUACACUCACAGCCACUACAAGAGAUCUGCCGAGCCAGAAGCUGAUCCUAGCUAUGGCCACCACCACCAGACCGUGUACCGUCCAUACCAUAGCGGAGCUCACUAUGGUUACGGCCACCACACUCACCACUACUAAGUCACUAGGUGUCUAUAUGCACUAAAGGCAUCUGAAAGAGUUUCAUAUUGAAAAUUAAUUGAAAAACAAUAAAGUGAACAUAAAUAAAUUGUA